Molecule: messenger RNA, 5348 nt
Organism: Clupea harengus (Atlantic herring)
Lineage: Eukaryota; Metazoa; Chordata; Actinopteri; Clupeiformes; Clupeidae
Product: chromodomain Y like 2
Cellular component (GO): nucleus
Molecular function (GO): transcription corepressor activity
Source: RefSeq, a predicted model, not a curated record
ACAGCACCGCCCCGCUCUCCCCCCUACUUGUUUGUCUUAAGUGAGGAACAAUCCAUCGCAGCCGGGCUCGAUUGACACUGUCUGCUGAUCUGCUACUGCGGCUGGCUCAGAAUAACAAGGCAGUUCGUUAAUACCCGUCUAUCGGGGCUUUCUCCGAUACACCGAGCGAGAGAUAGCGAAAAAAAGCUAGAGAGCCAGUCAAGAACAUCGCAACGACCAAGUUCCGCACCCAAUGAUGGCUUCGGGAGAUCUUUAUGAGGUGGAGAGAAUAGUGGACAAGCGCAAGAACAAGAAGGGGAAGUGGGAGUACCUGAUCCGGUGGAAGGGCUACGGAAGCAAAGAGGACACCUGGGAGCCCGAGCACCACCUGCUCCACUGUGAGGAGUUCAUCGAUCAGUUCAACAGCUUGCAUCUGCACACAGACCGCCGCACCAAACCAGCAUCUAAGUCCAGCGGGGGAAGCCCUCGCCACCUCAGCCGCCCGGGUGCCCCAGAGCACCCGCGGGGUCGAGGGGACCAUCGGAAGAAAAAAAGAACUUCUGUUACUGGGCCCACGGCUGGGGUCAGGGUAGGGCUUGCGGCUGUUGGAGGAGCAGGAGGAGCAGGACUGGACUCCCAGCAUAAACCCAGAAAGGUGACAGGGAGCAAACCGACCGGGGACAGAGUGACCAAAACUAUGACUUACAAGAGUGUGCCGGGAGGGCUCCAGUUUGUCCCCUCUCCUCGCAGCCCUAAUGGACUACAGAAUGGGGAUGUGGAUCCCUUACAUUACAGGACUAAUGCCAGAGCACAUGCAAUGCCUGGUGAGCGGAUGGAAAGAAUGCUUGAGGAUAUGGACAUCAGUGGAGCUCCACCACACAUGGACAGAUUAGGAACCACUCUCGCAAAUGGAGGAUUAAAUUUGCACAGUUCAGUGAAAAGAAAGUUGGCAGAGGACAAAGGCUACGUGUUUGACAAGAGACUAAGGUACAACGUGCGACAGAAUGAAAACAACUGCCGGUUCCGAGACAUUGUUGUCAGGAAGGAGGAGGGAUUCACGCAUGUUUUGCUCUCAAGCCAAACCUCAGACAACAAUGCACUAACACCAGAGAUAAUGAAGGAGAUGUGUCGCGCCCUGGGCAACGCAGCGGCCGACGACAGCAAGCUCCUGCUGCUCAGCGCGGUGGGCAGCAUCUUCUGCAGCGGACUCGACCCCUCCUACCUCAUCGGCCGCCUGUCCACCGACCGCCGGAAAGAGAGCAGCCGGAUCGCAGACGCUGUGCGGGACUUUGUGAAGGCAUUCAUCCAUUUUAAAAAGCCUAUUGUGGUGGCCAUCAACGGACCUGCCCUGGGCUUGGGAGCAUCCAUCUUGCCCCUGUGUGACAUCGUGUGGGCCAGCGAGAGGGCCUGGUUCCAGACACCCUGCGCUGCUCUCCGCCUCACUCCCUCUGGCUGCUCCUCGUACACCUUCCCCCAGAUACUGGGGGUGGCACUGGCAAAUGAGAUGUUGUUCUGUGGGAGGAAGCUCACAGCACAGGAAGCCUGCAGUCGUGGGCUGGUCUCCCAGGUCUUCUGGCCCACCACAUUCAACCAGGAAGUGAUGCUACGUGUGAAAGAAAUGGCUGCCUGCAGUGCAAUGGUUCUAGAAGAGUCCAAAUGCUUGGUGCGAAGCAUCCUCCUGUCAGUUCUCAACGAUGUCAAUGAGAAAGAGUGUCAGAUGCUAAAGCAGCUGUGGUGCUCCACCAAGGGCCUGGAAGCGCUCUUCAACUACCUGCAGAACAAGGGCUACGAGGCCUGAGUCACUGCCUCUAUACAUCUACUGACCCACAUCUCUGAAAGCAGGGGCUGGACAGCUGGAGUCAUUCGAGGGUUGAGAUCGAGAGAGAGAGAGUGAGUGACCGGAGACCUUCCACUGCCCAGAGACUGGUCUUGAUUUCAUGUCGAGGCAUGGUCAAGGUCACAACAAGAGAGAGAGAGGGAGUGCGUUGACUUGACCUUUCACUGCUUCAAAUGUGUCCUGCGAGAUGUGGCUUUAUUGUGGGUCUUUUGGGUUUUCUGUGUGUUGUCGCUAGAGUUAAGCUUCUGCACUAAUUGUCCUAGAGCUUCAGUUUAGAGCAAGGUCUGAGAUCGCUGAGGUGUCCGUGAGAUCCCACUGUGAGGAGAUGUGGGGCCAUGGAGCCUUUCCCCGGAUGGUAGGGCGUGAAGUCACCCAGAGGCAGAAAGAGUGGAGUUAUUGGCCAAGAGGAAACAGAUUCAAGUUUCUUUUCUGUUCUUUUGUCAAUGGCCCAUGGGUUACGGCAUAAGCUUUCGUGCAUUCUUCACUCGUGAAGCCCUUUGUCAUAUUUAUUUCUAAUGCAUAAAAAUGCAAUGAAGUUUAAAACUUGCUAUAAUAGCCAUGUUAGCCAUGUUCCUCCUUGAUUACUUGAUUAACAGUCUAAGAGGGUUUUCACUUGUCUAAAAAUUUAGUUGUGAUGAUUUUUAAUCUCUUCGCUUGUGUCACAAGUGCAAAUAUGCUAAUUCUAAACCAAAGGUUGGUGACACAGAUCACAGUUGCUUUGGACAGGAAUGCAUUCCACCUUCACUGUUAUGCGGAUCAAAACUGUGACAAAACCUAAUCAUUUUCAAAAAUGAUCAAUAGUUUUCUAAAAAAUGUAUGUACAGUCACCGCAAAGAGAGAGGGGGGGCGCAGUGUGCAAAGAUGUCAUCAUUGAUACCACAGCACAGAUAGUGCCCAGUGGUACAGUCGGAGGAGGAAAUUGUGGUAUCAAUCAAUUGUCCCUUCGUCUCCACUUCCUGUGUUUUGUCCGCCCGAAGCAACAAGCCACAUGAUUAAUAACAGGAGGUGUCAUUUAUUUUUAGCCAGCCGUUGACCCCUUCUCAUCCACUUAGUAGGGUUUCAGAUUUUAGGUAGUUAUUAUUAAGGUUUAAUCCAAACAAUGUGAUGAAAACAAAUGAAUAUUCACAUUAUUUCACAAUGUUUGUUUGUAUGUGUUUGGCUUAGUAAGAGUCAGCUCCAUAUAUAGCUGAGCGAUGCAUCUGACAUUGGUGUGUGUAGACAUCAGAUAUGCCCUUUGCACUAAAGGUUCAUUGAAGAGGCCAUCAAUAACAGAAAGACAUCACUGUAAAUGAAGGAUGCACAGUUACCUUAAACAGACUUCACAUGCCUUGUAUCUUCUCACAAAAUGAUUGAAGAGCUAAUGCUGAAAUUCUCAUGCAUUCAGUCACUUCUUACACCAGUUUCUUAAGGAUGAAGUUAUGAAAUACAUUUUAAAGUUUGCUGUUAAAAUGGUGCUCCUUACGUUUGGUAAGGCUUUUGAAAUAAUCCACAUAAAGAGCAUUAGAUGCAUUGAGCUCUUUACAUCUAUGAUGCACCAAUAGACACAUCAACAUCUCAGCAUACCAUAAUGACAUCAUCACUACCUUCAUUAUGCAUCUUUAGUUGUUCUUCCUAUUCUGUCAGAGGUGACGGAGCUGUUUAAACAGAGAGGACUUGGCUGUGUUUUGGCACAGUGUGAGAGUGCCCAUUUUAAGCACUUAAAUAUCCAAAGUGACAGUAAACACCACAUUGGAUGGUUGUCAGAAGUGACAUAUGAGCUCAGUGAAAAGCUUGGGGGGAAAGGAGAAUAUUUUUUUAUUUAUUGCCAGAAGAUGCUUCCUGGUGAAAUGUGUGUGUAUAUUUGCUCUUGGUUUUUUGAAGUUUAUGAUUGAAUUGAAUGUGAGUGUAAAUAUCAGAGUGGUCAAAGGUCUAGAUCAUUGCGCAAAGUUUGUAACCAUAUGUAAAAUGAGGUCAAGUAACUAUACAUUCACAUUGGUUCAAAAAAUGGUGUAUUUUUGUAUCGAGAGAAACAUAAUGUCUUCUUCGUCCCAAAGUUAUCAGAUUGUGUCACCGCACUUGUCAUCAGGUAGGGUGUCCGUUUUGUGAUGAUGUGAUGAUGGUUGUGCUGCAGAAGUAAACUCUGUCUGCAUGUAAUGUCUUCAGGAUAUAUGUGUAUACAUAUAUAAAUAUAUAAUAUAUAUUUGUUUAUAUACAAUGGCAGAUGUAGUUUUUUUGCUAUCAUUUUUACAAUAUUGAUACUGUUAAUUGUAUGAAGCUGUACACAUUUGCAGUAUAGUAGGCUGUUAUAUUGUGUAAUUAUGCAUGUAAUAUAAUGUAGAUAAUUGUCAAUGUCAAAUCUUUAUAUUUCUGAUGUUUUUUUUGUAUAGCCAUAGUGAGCAAUUGUAGAAAUGUUGCACAGUUUAUUUUUUUAUUUAUUUAAAGAUUUUAACCAGUGAUCCCUGUGGGGCAACAGUGCCAUAAUACUUCCCUGAAGCACAUUUGACUUGUGACUGAUCAUAAUCACAGAAAGAUAGUUCAAAUGAAAGUGAAAGUGAAAGCCCACAAAUUAAUCCUUAUUGGCUUGUGUUGUUACUGUGUGUGAAAUGUAACUUAACAGUCUGCGUUUUUAUGUAACAAACAAAGAUAUUCAUCUUUCCUAUGAACAUGCUAACCUUAUCAUAUACAAAUUUGAUUGUGAUGCUGGACAUGCCAUUGUACAAUCGUGUAAUCUUAGAGAGAACUAAUGCGUGAACAUCUAUACUUCACUGAAUGGUAAGUUUGUGCUGUCUUAUAUAUACUAUAUACUACAUAUAUAUUUAAAAACAAUACUCAUCCACAAAUAAUCCACAAAUUUGUCGUCCGUUUGUCAGACUCAUGGAAAAUAUGCAGUGUACAGUUUUGAAACGAUGUAAUUACAUCUUGACAUUCUGUAGCAAUAUGAAAUUUGGUUAUUUGAUUUGAAUAUCACGACAUGAGCAACUUCUGAUUUUAUCUUCUCAACAUGUCAUUAAUGAAAUCCUGGAUAAUAUCAAGCUUCAGUUCAUACAGUCACAAUUAUGUCCCAAGGUUAUAUGAAAUAAGCUCAAAUGUCAACAUGAAAUAUAGAAACAUACGAUUCAUGUUUUGAUUGUACCUCUGUAAGACAGUUCACAUAAAACGUCUAAACUGAUCUAAAAUCUCAUCUACAUACUCGACUGGGUGGGGGGGGUCUUUAUUCUUUUGAUUUAGUUGUUGUUUAAUGUAUCAAUCUUGUGUAAAAAUAUUUGCUCUGUAUUAUUUAAAAAUAGAAUAAAUUUCACGUAUUGCAUUUGGAAAAUAAUUUAUUGCAUGCCUAUCUUUCAAUGCUUUGUUGCAUUUGUUAAAAUUCCCUUCAAGAAUCUUUUGAUGUUCCCCUGGCAACAUCAGCGGGAGGCCAGUUCCAACACCACAGUGUAGUUCAGUUCAAAUGUUCUGGGUGCCUUAGAAGUCGUUUCCGGUAGGAUCUGUAGAACACUGUCUUCACAUUCUUUUGGAGAGAGACGGUUGCAAUGAAUAAAAUCAAAGUUGACACAGA